Messenger RNA from Anastrepha obliqua, 1598 nucleotides. RefSeq lists its product as uncharacterized. Gene Ontology annotation, biological process: peptidyl-glutamate ADP-deribosylation. The record is from RefSeq and is a predicted model, not a curated record. The transcript is spliced from 6 exons. NCBI's taxonomy places the organism in Eukaryota, Metazoa, Arthropoda, Insecta, Diptera, Tephritidae. Bases 248 to 1240 code for a protein of 330 amino acids.
GUAUGAAUCUGUGUACAAGAAAACAUUUGGAACGCACACUUUUCUAACUGCAGCAUCAGCCACAACCACCAAAAGUGAUCAGCAGAGUCUAUUAAUUUUGCAGUGUAAUUUAUUGCGAAGACAGUAGAUAACUUGGAAAAAAAUAGUCGGCACCAAUUGUCAAUCGCAAUCGCAGAAAUAAUAACAAUACCGGCUUUGAAAUAAAAAAAGUUAUCAAUCAAUAAAUCAAACAAAAAGAUACAAAAAAAUGCAGCAAUUCAAAUUAACCGAAAUGAAAACGAAUCUGCUGUACGCGCCCGAGUCAUACGCGCUGGCGCACGCCGUCUCAGCCGAUUUGAAUACGAUGAAAGGCAGUCUCGCCUGGCAGUUCGCCGUCAUUUACGGCAAUUUCGAUGAGCUCAGCAAGCAGCCAAUAACGGUGGGCAAUGUCGCAGUCAUGGAGCAGCAGUCGCGUUUCAUUUACUUUCUGGUGACAAAGGAAAAUGUCUAUGAGACAACAACAUACAAUACAUUGCAUGCAGCGUUGAUUUGUAUGCGUGAACAUAUGCGCAUUCAUGAGAUUACAAAAAUUGCAAUGCCGCGCAUUUGCUGUGGCACUGAUGGCUUGGAUUGGCAGCGGGUGAAGCAGUUAAUACGCACAGUAUUUGCCCGAGACAGCAAUGUCGAGAUUUUGGUGUGCAACUACAAUCAGCCGGUGAAAAUUCCGCCGAAAUGCCAGAUUACCGAAGUGAAGGGCAACAUUUUCAGCGCACCGCAGGACUUCUCAAUGGUGCAGUCGACUAGUGCGGAUUUCGCUAUGUCCAGCGGUUUGGGCUUGCAAUUCAAAUGCAAAUUCGGACAAGUGCAUGAGUUGCAGAAGCAAAACAAACAUAUUGGCAACGUGGCGGUGUUGAAGGACAACAAUCGUUUUAUUUACAAUUUAAUCACAAAGGAACGCAGUCACGAAAAGUGCACAUAUCCGGCGCUCUAUUACGCGCUUAUGUCGAUGCGCGAGCAUAUGGAACAAAACAAUGUGACGAAAAUCGCAAUACCCAGAUUUGGCGGGGAAAUCGAUCGUCUAAGCUGGUUGCGUGUUAAGAACAUUGUGGAAUUUGUAUUUGCUAAUUACGAAGUCGAUAUCAUUGCAUACGUUUUCGAUCCACCAGAAGUGGUGCGAAGACGUUCACGCGAUUCACGUUCACGUUCGCGAACAAUGGAAUCUAUGGUCAGCCGCAUGUCACUCUCGCGCGACUUGCCUUAAAUAGGAGCGCACAAAUCGCAAAAGAAAGCAAAACUUCAAGUUUGAGUAUAAAGUUAAAUGUUUUGUUUAAUCUACGUUGACGUUUUCUACGAACGCAUCCACUUAAUUUAUUAAUUUUUUAAACUAUACUCGUAUAUUUAUAACGCUGGAUUAAAAUUUGCACAAUGACUGAUGUAAAAAAACUCUACACGAAGAUUUGGUUGCGCAAAGCUCAACUCGGAUUUGUGAAAUGGAAAACAAUUUUUGACAAAAAAUUUAAGAAAAAGCGAAUAUUAUAUUUUUUUUAAUAUGUAUUUGGUGUGAAUAUGCCUUUAUAUAUUGUAUAACAAAACUCUCGGCUCAAUAAUUUUAAGUGAUG